UGGUACCAAACGCAAGCGCCACUUUUUGGCAAAUUCCUUCCUUACCUCGCACUUUGGAAGCUAUUGCCCCACCUCACUCUCUCCCCCCUCUUCUAGCUUUUCUCUGGUUCCAUUCAGGAACUUGUUAGAGAGAGAAAGAAGAAAGAAAGAGACACUCUUUAGAGAGAGAAAGCUUAAACACCCCAUUUCGCUUUCAUAGUUUUCACUUUCCUCUUAUUUGUGAUGCUCAAGUCCUUUCCUUUUUAGAUAUAAGAUAAUAUAUAAUACAAAAAGCUUGAGUCUUUAGGGUUUUCUAGUGACAAGUUUCCAUUUUUCUUUUCAAAAGAAAAAAAAAAAACCACCAAUUGUGAACUUCCCAGAAUCAAGGUAGGUGACUAGAUUACAAGUUUCUAACCAUUUGUUUAUUAAGGGUCAGUUUGAAACUGAAACAGCAUCAACAAUUGAAGAAUUGGUAUUAAUCUGUGUUUGAAGAAUUGGUGAAGAGCUUUUUCAUGGGAUUUUUGGGAUAGCAAAAAAAGAAAAAACGGUUCUUUACAUUUGGCUUUGUGGAAUGAGAUAGAGCAAAGAGGAAAAUGUCUCGGAUUCAACUCCAUAUUCUCCAAAAAGAUGGUUACAUGGGUUACUCUCCUCCAUUUGUUCCUGCUCCAUAUAGUGGUGGUUUUCAUAAAGAACCACCAACACCAACAUCAUCAUCAUCAUCAACACCAUCAUCAUCUUCAUCUGGUACAAAAAUAAGUCCUGCUGUUCUUUUUAUUAUUGUGAUUUUGGCUGUACUUUUCUUCAUAUCUGGUCUGCUUCACUUGCUCGUUAGAUUUCUCAUAAAGCAUCCAUCUUCAUCAGCUUCUUCUCAAUCUAAUAGAUACCCAGAACUUUCUACAUCUGAUGCUCUUCAGAGACAGCUUCAACAACUCUUCCACCUCCAUGAUUCUGGUUUAGAUCAAGCUUUUAUAGAUGCUUUACCUGUUUUUCAUUAUAAAGAGAUUGUGGGUCUUAAAGAACCGUUUGAUUGUGCUGUUUGUCUUUGUGAGUUUUCUGAAAAGGACAAGCUUAGAUUGCUUCCUGUGUGUAGCCAUGCUUUUCAUAUCAGUUGCAUAGACACUUGGCUUCUCUCAAACUCAACAUGUCCUCUCUGUAGAGGAACCCUUUUCACUCCUGGCUAUUCUAUUGAAAACCCAAUGUUUGAUUUUGAUGAUUUUCAAGAUGAUGUGCGUUCUAACAAUAAUGGUAUUGGUGGGUACACUUCUUCUCAGAAAACAGUAGAGAUUGAAGAAACUGCUGUUGUUAAUAAUAAAAAGGGUGUUUUGCCUGUUAGGCUUGGUAAAUUCAGAAAGGUAAAUGCUGAGGAAACAACAGGAGGAGAAUCUGGGAUUGGAGAAACCAGUAGUAGUAAUUUGGAUGCAAGAAGAUGUUUUUCAAUGGGAUCUUAUCAAUAUGUACUUGAUGACUCAGUUCUCAGGGUACCCUUUUGUACUGAUCGAUUAAGCAAAGCAAUUGAACAAGGUAAUAAUCCUACUACAGUUGAUGAUGGAGAUAUGGAGGGAAAGAAGAUUAGCAGUGUAAGUAAAGGUGAAAGCUAUUCUGUUUCCAAGAUCUGGCUUUGGUCUAAGAAGGGAAAGUUUUCAACUUCAACAGAUUCACAAGCUGGUAUGCCUUCUUCUCUGAAUUUGGAUUUGCCAUGGAUGGAAAAAAGUACCUUAGGGGUAUGAUAAUAUGAGUGAAUACAGUGAGAAAGAGAGAGAUAGGGAGAGAGAGACAGAAAGGUAUAUUCUUUAUUUAUUUUGUGUUGUGAUUAUUAUUACUAUUAUUAUAAUUUUGAAUCGGUUCUCACUAGCUAGAAGAGUUUGGCCAGAAGUUGGGUUAGUUUUUUAAUUGUUCUUCUUUUUGAAAAUUAUUUUUGUGAUGCUAAUUCAGUGAUUCUGAUGAUUGGCCUUGUGCCAUUACUGUUUAUGUAUAUCAUAUCUUGUUCAUUGACACAACACAAUGAUACAUUACUCUUAAGGCAUUCUAAUAUUAAGAAAUGAACAAUCUUGAUCAAUGUUUUGCUCAA
Molecule: messenger RNA, 2047 nt
Organism: Cannabis sativa
Lineage: Eukaryota; Viridiplantae; Streptophyta; Magnoliopsida; Rosales; Cannabaceae
Product: RING-H2 finger protein ATL46
Exons: 1
Coding region: 573-1706 (377 amino acids)
Source: RefSeq, a predicted model, not a curated record